Vespa mandarinia (Asian giant hornet) is the source of this 769-nucleotide messenger RNA. It is a transcript of the gene Lamtor4, whose product is annotated as Late endosomal/lysosomal adaptor, MAPK and MTOR activator 4. Gene Ontology annotation, cellular component: Ragulator complex; lysosome. Gene Ontology annotation, biological process: positive regulation of TOR signaling; cellular response to amino acid stimulus. Lineage: Eukaryota; Metazoa; Arthropoda; Insecta; Hymenoptera; Vespidae. The record is from RefSeq and is a predicted model, not a curated record. Gene Ontology annotation, molecular function: guanyl-nucleotide exchange factor activity.
UCUCUCAUUACAUGAGUUUCUUCAUUGUUUUUCGUUAUAGCAAGUAUUGUUAGUGGAAAAACUCGAGAAUUUUAAUGUAAUAUUGUGCAAACGUAUCAUGCUGACAUAAUAAAAGAAGAAGAAGAAAUAUUGAUAAUAGCUGUAAAUAGUUAUUAAUAAAUAACUACGUUGAAAAUACAAAAUUAUGCGUUUGUCUAUUAUAAAUCGUAAAUAUUAGUGCUAAUAAUUGUAAAAAGAAAAAGAAAAAGAAAAACAACUGAUUAAAAAUGUUAUCUAUCGAAAGAAUCCCUGACCAAAUUGGAUAUUUAGUUCUAACAGAGGAUGGAGCAGUAAUAUCGUCUGGUGGCGAUUUAGAGAAUGAUGAAAGAAUUGCUAGUGUUAUUGUGGGUUUGGUAAUGUUGACAAAUAAAAUAGACCCAAAAGCAUUUCCCAUGGGUGAAGCUUUUGAAAAAAUAUCAAUUACAUAUCCAGAUCAUUGUUAUAUUAUUUGUCUUUCAAAUAAGAAGAUCUAUGUAGUAAAGAAAAAAUUAUCAUUGCCAGAACAAAAUAUUGAACCACAACAAUUUAUUGAUGUUUAAGUAUAAAUAUGUGUGUAUGCGUGCGUGCGCGUGUAUGUGUGUGUGUGUUAAUACAUUCAAAGCAAAUUCACAAUAUUUUUUUCAAUUUUCUUAUACUGAAAACCAAUUACAAUAGAAAAAAAAAUUUCAAAACUGGUUAUUGCGAACUUCUGUCAUUAAAACAAGGAUGAAAAUUAAACAAAUUUUUAUCG